Messenger RNA from Lactuca saligna, 459 nucleotides. NCBI's taxonomy places the organism in Eukaryota, Viridiplantae, Streptophyta, Magnoliopsida, Asterales, Asteraceae. The record is from the annotation of a GenBank genome assembly.
AUGCGACUCUUCUGUUUGGCAGGCGAUGGCACACACCAUUGGGCCAUGGGUCAAAAUCUUGAUCCAAAGCUCCUCAUCACACCAGAAAAUAAAGGCAUUCUUGAUUUCCGAAAUCCCAUUCAUAUGAGCGAUUGGCAAAUUUUUCCAUACAUCUUCCCCCACUGCUACUCCACCGAGGUAGAUGGGCAAAGUGAAGAAAAUGAGGAAGAUGGUGAUGAUGAUGAAGAGGAGGAGGAGCCCCACCAUGCUUCUCCCACCGGUGGUGCCAGCUCAUCCCAUUUUGUUGCACCGCCGCCUUAUCAUCAACAGUAUAUGGAUGAAUUCCUGUCAAUAUAUACCCGUCUCGACACCUACCAGCAGGAUAUUACCAGCCUGACCCAGAAUUUUUCCACCUUCACCACCCAGUACACUCAGGAUCAAGAACAUCAGUGUAAAUAUGAGGAUGACUUUUGGGCUUAG